CGAAAUAGCUGUAGUGAUAAUAGUUUAAAAUAAAUUCUGUGGAAGUUUGAAAACAGUUUUCAGUGUUUUAUUGUUAUAUAGAAAAAUUAUUUGACAAAACUGAUUCUAAAAGAAUUUUUACAUAAACAAAACUCUCAGCAAAUCAAGAUGUCCCUUCUAACAAACAAUAACGUUAUCGAUAUAAUUCUGCUUUUAGCUACGAUAGUUUUAUUGGGUAAAGUCUACAUAAACUAUUGCUAUGGGUACUGGAAAAGAAGAGGAGUCACGCAGUUGACGCCUCAAUUUCCUUUUGGAAAUCAUGGAAACAAACUUCCUAGAGGAAUCUCAAUAGGUGCCAUAACCAAGAAUUUCUACGAUGAGUUUAAAAAAAAAGGAUUAAAAUUUGGAGGUGUUUACUUUGGACUAGACCCACACUUAGUAAUAGUAGAUCCCAUAUACGCUAAAGACAUUUUAACAAAAGAUUUUCAAUACUUUACUGAUCGAGGAAUAUAUAUUAAUAAGAAGAAUCCUAUAACUGUGCAUCUUUUAACUCAAGAAGGUGCAGAGUGGAGAGAUGCGAGGGCCAAAUUUACCAACAUCUUUACUUCUGCAAAGAUGAGAUACUUUUUCGAAACUGUAAAAAAAUGCAGCGAAGAUUUAAAAUCAAGUUUGAAACAAUACGUUGACCAGGAUGUAGAUGUUGAUAUAUUUGAGAAUGUAGCUUGUUACACCACCGAUAUUAUUGGAGAUGUGGUUUACGGCAUUCAAGCUCAAAGUUUUUCCAAGGAAGGUGCUAUUUUUAGAAAAAUGGGAAGGGAACUGUUUACCAAAUUUACUAUAUUUAAUCAAAUUAGCAUUUUAAUGACCAUCUGUUAUCCAAAACUAUCAAAAAUCUUAGGCAUGGUAAAUAUUCAAGAUCAUAUUGAAGAAUUCUUCAUGAAACUUUUAAAAGAAACUGUGGAUCUCAGAGUAGCAAACAAGACUUCUAGAUCAGAUUUUCUUCAACUGCUAAUUGAGAUGAAGAAUUCUGGUGUUGAACUUUCUGAUGAUGAAAUGGCUGCUCAGGCAUUCUUGUUUUUCACCGCUGGAUUUGAGACUUCUUCGAUGUCUAGCAGUUUCAUAUUAUUUGAGCUAGGUUUGCACCAAGAUGUUCAAGAUAAAAUCCGGGAAGAAAUUAAUGCUGUAUUGAAGAAACACGACGAUAAAAUAUCAUACGAUGUACUGAAAGAGAUGAAGCUUUUAGAUCAAGCUUUUAAUGGUAAUGUUAUGUUUUUAUUAUCUCCUAUUUACCCUAUUUCAUGUAUUAAACAUGUUCUUACCACAUAUUUUAUUUAGUCUUUAUGUAUUUAUUUGUAGACAGUCUUACACUAAUUUAUUUGCACUAAAAUUAAUUUAUACAUAAUUGUAACAAUAAAACACUGAAAACUUUGUUUUCAAACUUCCACAAAAUUUAUUUUAACUAUUAUUACUACAGCUGUUUCGGCUGAUUGCCUUUCUCAAGUGAUCUAUUUUCGGCAUGCGUUUACAAUUUAUAGUCUCUAAUGAAAUAAGUUGAGGAGGGGAGAACUCUAAAAUAAGCAAUUUGUGAAUACAAAUAAAUUUUGUUGUUUUAGUCUUACCUUUAUAGUAACAACACAUGUACGUUUAUCAUUUAUGUAUUAUACAUACAUAUAAGUUUAUUAUUAUAACCCAAACACACACUAAAACUCAAAUACUUGCGUAUCUCUGUAAACCAAACUGAUAGGAGGACUGUGAGGUUACUAUAUAAUUGGCGCGCGAAUGUUAAGGCCGUAUGAUACUAUGCAUUUUCUUGUAUCAUUUCUUAUAUUUGAUUUGGUUUGAGUCUUCUUACAAACUCCUUCUGAUGACGGGUAGACCCAGAAACACGUGUCAGGGAGUGGUAAGAGACUCAAAUUAAAUCGAAACGCAACAUUCUUCGUAUAUUUAUCGUCCCUACUCGACGCAAUGAGUACAAAAUUGAUGGUAAUUUAUAUGGG
Molecule: messenger RNA, 1976 nt
Organism: Diabrotica balteata
Lineage: Eukaryota; Metazoa; Arthropoda; Insecta; Coleoptera; Chrysomelidae
Source: the annotation of a GenBank genome assembly